Molecule: messenger RNA, 2028 nt
Organism: Lolium perenne
Lineage: Eukaryota; Viridiplantae; Streptophyta; Magnoliopsida; Poales; Poaceae
Source: RefSeq, a predicted model, not a curated record
CCCGAGAUUCCCUGGCCAUCGUGCAAGCACACGCCAUCCCUCUCUCUUGCAUCGCCUCCACUCCACUGCUUUCUCUUUUCCUUUCACCAUCUCCUUCCGCGCCUCCUUUUCUGUAUCCCGGCGAUGUCAGGCGAGUCGCUCACGCGCAGCAGCGGCGGCACUGCCCACCGCCGCAGCAGCUGUGGAUCUGGCUCCCCAUGGUCUCAUACCCGCAGUAUCGAGGAAAAACUCUCCGAUCCGAUCUCACCUCCCAGGCUCCUCUGCGCUUGCAAAAUCCCCCUAUCCCAAAAAAGAUCCAAUACCACUAGGAACCCUAACCGAGAUUUCUAUGCCUGCAGUAGAAUAGGAACAAAUGAGGCGUACUCAUGCAAAACAUGGAUAUGGGUUGAUCUCGUGCGGGACUAUGUUGAGCAGUUGGUCAGUCUGCGAACAAGAAACCUGGAGGUUCUUGAAAAAGAGCUUGCAGCCGUACAGAGGGAGCUGAAGUUGAAGACUGAUGCACUCGUUUGCAGGGAGAUAGAGAUGGAGGAGCAGGGCAGCAUCCACCAGGCUGCAAUUAGUGAGCUGAAGGCUCAGCUUGUGUCUCUGCAAUUCCAGACUAAGGCUCUGAAAUCCUCUGCUUUGAAGUUCAAGAAGAUUCGCAUGUUGAUGCUUAUGUACGUUGCAGUGUGCUGGUUCUCUGCCGGCUCAUUACCAAUGACACUAGCUGCAACUCUUCGGCGCAUCGGUCGUCGAUGUCGCUGCCCCUUUCUUGUUCGCCGCCGUCUUCGAUGCUGCUACCAAUCCCUUGGUUGCCUCGUUCGUCGACGCUGCUGCUGCCUUCUUGUGGCCCGGCGAAGAAGGAGGCCUCUUCUUUCUCAUCCUCAACCCCAGGCUCAGCCACAAACCGGUCAAAGGAUACCGGCUCGCCGGCGGGAGAUAUCAGAGAGGCUACGUACUCGGGCAGGGGGUAGAAAUCACUUGUGGAUACUGCCCCCUCCAAGGAAUGGGAGGGUACUCUCCCUGGACUUGACCCGCCAGACAUUGCCUGCAAGAGGCGGCAAGGCUGGCAGCCCCGACGACGACGACGGGUGGCGGACAGGCCGGGAGACAGAGCAGUCGCGCCCGCCUCCCGCGGAUCAGCCGCUCCCGGCCAGAAGAAGGGGCGCGCGAAGCAGAGAGGGUCGCCGACGGAGCAGGCAUGGCGGCGGCGGCGAUAGAGGAUCUGGAGUGGGGAAUUUUUGGAGUGAGAGAUUUUUGAGGGAGAGGUGGGCAAUGGCUACCGCGGAGGCGACAGAGUCAACAGUGUUGAGGGGAGAUGGGCAAUGACGACAGAAUCUCCGUGUCUACCGGAGUAAAAGCCGGGGGAAAGCAGCGAUCCAUGCGAUGGAACAAGUGCACGCACAUGAAUUCCUCUUUCCCUACUCUUCUCCGGAUCUCAAAGCAACCACAUUCUGGACGGAGACUGCUUCUACUGGACGUAAAACGGGGACGUGUACAUUAAGUAUUUUGUUGGUUACGGGAUCAUCAGACCUUUAAGCGAGUUUCUGGAAAAUCUGGUCAUGAAGUGAUGCAAUAUUAACAGGCGCUGCGUUGAUGCUUGGGAUGGUGAAACCUAAAAGGUCUCAGGCCGAGGCUAUUGCAUCCAAUGUGAUUAUCUAAGAUUUUUUAACAUGUUGACAUUCAAGCGUGGCAGACCAUUGCAAUAUUCAGUUGAUUCUUGUGUUAUGUCUUUCUUUGGCAGAUAACAAUUUUUAAAUAUAAAGAAAAUCCGUAUUAUUGGUUGUUUGCUUACAAGACACCAUAUGCUGAUAUGCCCCAUAUUGUUACCUCCACAUGUGUGGUUGUGCAUGGUGUACUUUGUGGGAACUAUAAUAACUUCAUGUGAUAGUCUUAUUGUUGUGUCUAAUGGCAUAUUUUGUACAUGUUGAUUUUUUCUGACGAAUUUACCUUUGUGAUGUAUUAUCAUACUAAAUAGAUAUUUUUAGGUAAAUACUAAAAAGAUAUUUUUUUCGUGACAACGCCAUGCAGGCGGGCGGCGAGGCGAAG